Messenger RNA from Corythoichthys intestinalis (scribbled pipefish), 2183 nucleotides. RefSeq names its product lissencephaly-1 homolog B-like. Bases 341 to 1573 code for a protein of 410 amino acids. Lineage: Eukaryota; Metazoa; Chordata; Actinopteri; Syngnathiformes; Syngnathidae. Gene Ontology annotation, molecular function: protein binding. The record is from RefSeq and is a predicted model, not a curated record. The transcript has 11 exons.
GGUGGUUUUAGGGGGGGGCUCGACGUUUUUGCCUGCCUGCAGUGCGCGCGCGCUCGCUCGUUCACAUCUGUCUCAAAAUGGCGGAGAGGCCGCAAGUUAGGCUAGGCUAGCUGCUCUCGAAAGAUUUUUUCCACAUUUGCGGAAGUGUAAACGUUGUGGCAGCAAAGUGAUGGCCGCUAUCAGCACUGACUGCUGAGAAAGCGUUUGUGCUCCACUUCCUGUGUUCUUAACGGGACUCGUUCUCUACUUCCUGUCUCUGAGUGGUGACUCCCACUACUGCUGUUUAUUUGAUCACACCCGACCUACCUAAGCUCCCUGACUGGGAGAGAGACUCGCCAACAUGGUGCUGUCCCAGAGACAACGAGAAGAACUAAACCGUGCCAUCGCCGACUAUCUUCGCUCCAAUGGCUAUGACGGCGCGUACUCCACCUUCAAGAAGGAGGCAGACUUCAACUUGAAUGAAGAUGCGGACAAAAAGUAUGCAGGCCUCCUGGAAAAAAAAUGGACAUCCGUCAUCAGAUUACAGAAGAAGGUAAUGGAGUUGGAGUCCAAGCUGAAUGAGGCCAAGGAAGAGAUUACCCAUGGAGUUCCGGUGGCUCAGAAGAGAGACCCCAAGGAGUGGAUCCCUCGCCCCCCAGAGAGAUACGCCCUUAGUGGGCACCGCGCCCCCGUCACCAGGGUUAUCUUCCAUCCCGUCUUCUCCGUCAUGGUCACGUCCUCCGAGGACGCCACCAUUAAGGUGUGGGACUAUGAGGCGGGCGAUUUUGAGCGGACCCUGAAGGGCCACACAGACUCUGUUCAGGACAUCUCCUUUGACCAGUCCGGCAAGCUGCUGGCUUCGUGUUCCGCCGACAUGAGCAUCAAACUUUGGGACUUCCAGGCUUUUGAGUGCAUCAGGACCAUGCACGGCCACGACCACAAUGUCUCGUCGGUCGCUAUCAUGCCCAACGCUGACCACAUUGUGUCGGCGUCCAGAGACAAGACCAUCAAGAUGUGGGAGGUGGCCACCGGAUACUGCGUGAAGACGUUCACAGGCCAUCGAGAAUGGGUUCGAAUGGUGCGCCCCAACCAGGACGGCUCGCUGAUCGCCAGCUGCUCCAACGACCAGACGGUGCGCGUGUGGGCCGUGUCAUCCAAAGAGUGCAAAGCGGAAUUGAGAGAGCACGAACACGUGGUGGAGUGUGUCGCCUGGGCCCCUGACAGCGCUCACCCCACCAUCUUGGAGGCAACAGGAUCAGAGAAUAAGAAGAGCGGCAAGGUAGGACCGUUCCUCCUCUCUGGAUCCAGAGACAAAACCAUCAAGAUGUGGGAUGUCAGCAUCGGGAUUUGCAUAAUGACUUUGGUGGGUCACGACAACUGGGUUCGUGGCGUGCUAGUGCACCCCGGCGGUGGCUUCAUCCUGAGCUGUGCCGACGACAAGACUUUGCGCGUUUGGGACUACAAGAACAAACGUUGUACCAAGACGCUCAGCGCUCACGAGCACUUUGUCACCUCUCUGGAUUUCCACAAGACUGCCCCUUACGUGGUGACGGGCAGCGUGGACCAGACAGUCAAAGUGUGGCAGUGUCGCUGAGUCCGCUUCAGACCCUUCACACCUCCUUCCUAUUACCCCCACCUCCCCAUUAACCGCCCUAAGAUGACUAUUGUCCUUUUUAUGUAAAUUAUUGCAUACCCGCGUCCUCCGAUGAACACACAGCAGCACAGUGGAAGCUCAUGCUCGUCCUUGCAUGGCCAAUCACUUCUUGGCGUAGGCCAUGCCCCUUUAGCGCCCAUCCCGCCUUCUUGUGCGAGGGGUGGGGGGGCGGAAAGUCAGAGACGAUCGACACGACACGUCCGGCUGCGCGCCUUCAAAAGUGACUGUGUUGAGCAUGUGUGUUUGUGUGUGUACGCUUGUAACAGUGUGAUGUCAUCUUUCAAUGAAACCGCCCACCCCACCAGCACACGCGCCUCCCUCACCCCGGCAGAGGAAAACAACUGCUCGUCCAUUUGCUGCUUGUGCGCGUGUUGUCCCGUGCUCGCUUUCUGCCUUGUUAACUCUCUUGAGGGUUGCUAUAUUACACACACACACGCAUUGUCACACACAUUCAGUCUUUGCCUGUUGGCACACGCACACAGUAAAAGUUGUGUAUCCAUCAAUCUGGAUGUCAUGUUUGCAACACCAUCAAAUAAAAAAUGUAAAUAGA